AUGGCUUCUGCAAACGUCUUCGAUCUCUACAGCACUCAGGAGGAAGAAGAAGUUCCCUUGGUACGAAAGAAGAGAUUGACCAGGAAACAUGACGGGGACCCCAGUCAGAUGCCUUCGGCCAAGAAGAACCGAGCCACCGUUCCUUCGAAGGAUGGGCCCUCUGGUCAAACAUCUGCCCAGCCUCCUGCUCCUCUCGAGAAGGAAAUUCCACCUCCACCUGCUCCUGCUACCACGACUUCUUCACCUCCGGCCCCUACUGAACAGGCUCAACAAGCUAAGGGUGCUCCCCCUGGGGCUAAACUAUCGAGCCACUCCCUAAGGUCGGCCAAGGAUCGCCUUGCUCACAUUCUUAAGCAUGACCGCUGCAAAGAGGCCAUGGCUGAAGCAGAAACAAUGGGAGCAAUGCUGACCAUGACGGUUGCUCGUGCCCGCGCGGGUGCAAGCGUCGAGCAGUCUUGUGCUAGGGAGUUGAAGCUAAUGGAGGAGCUUCGAGCCGCGGAGGCAAGGCACGCGGGAGAGCUGGAGGUGGUGACCCAGCAGAAGGAUUCUCUGGCUGCGGAUCUGGUGGAGAAACAGGCCUCUUUGGAAAGUGCGAGAAAACAAAGAGAGGAAUACCAGGAGGCCAGUUGA
Humulus lupulus (European hop) is the source of this 630-nucleotide messenger RNA. RefSeq names its product calcium-dependent protein kinase 27-like. Lineage: Eukaryota; Viridiplantae; Streptophyta; Magnoliopsida; Rosales; Cannabaceae. The record is from RefSeq and is a predicted model, not a curated record. The coding region runs from base 1 to 630 and encodes 209 amino acids. The transcript has 2 exons.